Daucus carota subsp. sativus is the source of this 3379-nucleotide messenger RNA. RefSeq names its product putative calcium-transporting ATPase 13, plasma membrane-type. Gene Ontology annotation, cellular component: intracellular membrane-bounded organelle; plasma membrane. The record is from RefSeq and is a predicted model, not a curated record. Lineage: Eukaryota; Viridiplantae; Streptophyta; Magnoliopsida; Apiales; Apiaceae. Gene Ontology annotation, molecular function: P-type calcium transporter activity; ATP binding; ATP hydrolysis activity. Gene Ontology annotation, biological process: calcium ion transmembrane transport. The transcript has a single exon. Bases 174 to 3212 code for a protein of 1012 amino acids.
CUUCAGAUCUAUAUAUAUGGAUAUGGAUCAUGAAACAUUAGUAAUUGUAAACUUAAUUUCGUAAGCUUUUACAGAAACUUGUUCUUCAGUUCUCAUCCUUCAAUUUCUUACAUCGAUUCGAGUUUUUGUCGAUUCCGCAACUAAACACAUAGCUCCUGCAAGUAUCAAUUAAGAUGUCUGCUAUAAUUGAUUUGAAUCAUCGUUGCAUGGACUCUCUGCAGCAACUCAAGUCCAUCAGUCCUCUCAGCAGAAAAAGAUGGAACUUGGCUUUUGCAACUAUAUACUCUUCAAGAGCCUUCUCUCAUGCUAACAACACAUCGAAACCUCAUCAUAAUUACGUGAAAAUAGCGCGCCAAGAUCACGUUCUUGAUGUUUCUUCAGCUUCUUUUCCAAAGGCCAACCAGACAAGUCUUGGGCGAUUGGUAAAGGAUAAAGAUCUGGACCACCUAGAGAGUCUUGGUGGUGUAGAUGGUUUAGUUGCAGCUCUUAAAACAGAUGUGGAGCAUGGUAUAGAUGCAGAUUCUGAUGAUAUUACACGACGCCAGGAAGCUUUUGGGAUUAAUACGUAUCCUAGGAUGCCUGCCAAGACUUUCUUUAGCUUUGUUGUUGAAGCAUUUAAGGAUCCAACUAUUCUCAUUCUCCUUGUCUGUGCUGCUCUUUCUCUUGGUUUUGGAAUGAAAGAAGAUGGACCUAAAGAAGGAUGGUACGACGGGGGAAGUAUAUUUGUAGCCGUUUUUCUAGUGAUAUCUGUCUCUGCAAUUAGUAAUUUCAGGCAGAGCAGACAAUUCGACAAGUUGUCUAAGGUCAGCAACAAUAUUCAAGUGGAGGUUGUUAGGAAAGGGAGGCGUCAGCAGAUUUCUGUCUUUGAUAUCGUCGUGGGAGAUGUGGUUUGCUUGAAGAUUGGUGAUCAAGUGCCUGCAGAUGGACUUUUUGUAGAGGGUCAUUCUCUACAGAUUGAUGAAGCAAGCAUGACAGGGGAAAGUGAUCAUGUCGAAGUUAAUCUUGACAAAAAUCCGUUUCUCAUUUCGGGUACUAAAGUGGCUGAUGGAUAUGCAAAGUUUGUGGUCACUUCUGUUGGCAUGAAUACAACAUGGGGAGAGAUGAUGAGUUCAAUUAGUCAGGAUUCGAGUGAAGAAACGCCCCUCCAAGCCCGGCUCAACAAACUCACCUCAUCAAUAGGUAAGAUUGGUUUAGCAGUAGCUUUUCUAGUACUUGUAGUCUUGUUGAUUAGGUUUUUUACUGGGAAUACUAAAGACGAUGAUGGAAAGACUGAAUUCAACGGAAGCAAGACCAAGGCAGACGAUGUGAUUAAUGGUGUUGUGGGGAUAAUUGCUGCUGCAGUCACCAUUGUAGUCGUGGCGAUACCUGAGGGAUUGCCCUUGGCAGUCACCCUUACACUUGCUUACUCCAUGAAAAGAAUGAUGGCUGAUCAGGCUAUGGUGAGGAAGUUGUCUGCUUGCGAGACCAUGGGCUCUGCCACAACUAUUUGUACUGAUAAAACAGGUACUCUCACAAUGAACCAAAUGAAGGUAACUAAGUUUUGCCUUGGAAAAGAAUCUGUGAAAGAUAUCAGUUAUAAUACUAUUGCGGCUAGUAUUGUUGAGCUCUUCCACCAAGGAGUUGGUUUAAACACAACUGGCAGUGUUUACAAAGCCAAUUUAGCAUCGGAGUUGGAGUUCUCAGGUAGUCCUACUGAAAAGGCAAUUCUUUCUUGGGCUGUCUUAGAGCUAAAUAUGGAUAUGGAGGAACUGAAACGGAGCUAUAAACUUCUACAUGUGGAAGCUUUCAAUUCGGAGAAGAAGAGAAGUGGAAUUCUCAUGAGAAAAAAUGGGGACAACACUAUGCAUGUACAUUGGAAAGGAGCUGCAGAGAUGAUAAUAGCAAUGUGUACUCACUAUUAUGACUCACUUGGAAACAUGAAAGUUAUAGAUGAUACUGAAAGGGAGGAAAUUAAUCAACUUGUUCAAGGUAUGGCUGCUAGUAGUCUGCGGUGCAUAGCAUUUGCACAUACACAAGUCUCCGAAGAUGAAUAUGAUGAGGGGAAGGCAAAACUAAAAGACAGCAGCUUGACCCUAUUGGGUCUAGUUGGUUUAAAGGAUCCAUGCCGACCUGGUGUGAGGAAAGCUGUCCAAGAUUGUCAACAUGCUGGUGUGAAUGUUAAGAUGAUCACAGGAGACAAUGUCUUUACUGCAAAAGCAAUAGCCACCGAGUGUGGGAUACUAAGGCACGACCAGGACAUGGACGGAGCAGUGGUUGAGGGUGUGGAAUUCAGGAACUACACCCAAGAGGAGCGAAUGGAGAAAGUUGAUAAAAUUUGUGUGAUGGCAAGAUCGUCGCCUUUUGACAAGCUUUUAAUGGUACAAUGCCUCAAACAGAAGGGACAUGUCGUUGCAGUUACUGGCGAUGGAACAAAUGAUGCUCCUGCACUAAAAGAAGCUGAUAUUGGUCUCUCUAUGGGGAUCCAGGGUACAGAGGUCGCCAAAGAGAGCUCAGAUAUAGUUAUAUUGGAUGAUAAUUUCGCAUCUGUGGCAACUGUUUUGAGAUGGGGAAGAUGUGUUUACAACAACAUCCAGAAAUUCAUUCAGUUUCAGCUUACGGUGAAUGUGGCAGCUCUUGUAAUCAACUUUGUGGCAGCUAUAUCAUCUGGAGAAGUUCCAUUAACAGCAGUCCAGUUACUUUGGGUGAAUCUAAUCAUGGACACGUUGGGAGCUCUUGCGCUUGCUACUGAACAGCCAACCAAAGAGCUUAUGGACAAGCGGCCUGUGGGUCGUACAGAGCCACUCAUAUCAAAUAUAAUGUGGAGGAACCUGAUAGCUCAAGCCUUUUACCAGAUUGUAGUUCUCUUGACAUUGCAAUUUGGAGGGGAAAAGAUUUUCAAUGUGAACGAAAAGGUAAAAGACACUUUGAUUUUCAACACCUUUGUGCUUUGUCAAGUAUUCAACGAGUUCAAUGCAAGGAAGCUAGAAAAGAAGAACGUUUUCGAGGGGAUACACAAGAAUAAGCUGUUUCUAGGAAUUAUCGGGAUCACAAUCGUUCUCCAAGUUGUGAUGGUAGAAUUUCUAAAGAAGUUUGCAGAUACAGAGAGACUGAACUGGGGACAAUGGGGAGCAUGUAUCGGUAUAGCUAUUCUAUCUUGGCCUAUCGGUUUCCUGGUAAAGUACAUACCUGUUUCAGAGAAACCGUUCUUCAGCUUUCUGAAGGGAAGAACUUGAAGGACGUCUGCAUAGAUAACAUAUCAAGAUCUUAGAGUCAUUAUAAGUCGCUGUGUAUUAUUAAUUGUUCUAUUAAAUUCUUUCAAUUUUCUACCCUAGAAUUCUUUACAUUCAUAUUUGUACAAAAACUAUAUACAUUUAUAAAAUCUUAUUUUGCAAUUAUAUGA